GACUCUAGUUGCACGGUUCCAAAGUGUCAUUCUUAAGGAGAAGAACCGACAAGAAACUCCAGCUAAACUAGCUGUCACCCGCGGCUCCACGUGUUUUAAAUAUUAUACACUAGACACUGCACUGUCUUACUUCUAUCUCCAAGAACAUGCGUACAAAGUUUCAUGAAGAUCUGUUCAGUAUUUUUUGCGUGAAGGUGUAACAAAUAAACUUACAUUCACAUUUAUAGUAUAAAAGAUAUAUCAAGAUUUUAAUUCCCAUUUCUCCUUCUUUCCAGAGCACAUGACCUUGUAAUUAGACGCCAUCCAGCAUCACAAUGGGCCACAAGCCGUUCCUCACAGUUGGCCAGUCGGCUCGCAACAGGCUGUUCGGCCUGGCACCGAACCCAGACCGCCGCGUGCCUCUUAGCAUGCUCAUAUCUCAACAGAAGAAAUUGAGUUGUGGUCGCCUAACUGUUAUACUUUUCAGUAUAUGCACUGUGGUUUUGGGAAUCAUCCUGUCGUUUGUACCUUGGCUGGACUAUAUUAUAUUUAGGGAAUUAAAACUUUGGAAUGGUUCCUUGAGUUACAGUUACUGGCACAAACCUGGUGUGAUACGUUUAACGAAAGUUUAUAUAUUCAACGUGACUAAUCCUCAAGGUUUUCUGGAGCAUGGAGAGAAACCGAAGCUGGUUGAAGUCGGACCUUUUGUUUAUAGAGAGGAUAUGGAGAAAGUGAAUAUAAAGUUUCAUGAGAAUGAUACCGUGACUUACCAGCAUAACAAGAUCCUGCGAUUUGUUCCUGAACUCUCUGUGGAUAAGAGCCAAAAGCUUGUUGUACCUAACAUACCGCUAUUGACUGUAACCUCAUUUUCUCCGAACCUGGCGAGUUGGUUGUUCAACCUGCUGGUCUCCGGGCUGGCUAUCACGUACCGAGAUCGAGCGAAACCCUUCGUUCAUGUGACAGCUGAAGAAUUAGUUUUCGGAUACAACGACCCGCUCGUGACGCUAGCCCACUACUUUUAUCCAAAAGGAAAGAGACCAAACAGUCAGAUGGGAUUGCUUCUAGCCAGAAACGGCACUCUGGAUGAAGUAUCAACGAUGUACACUGGGCAGAAAAUGGACCAGUUCGGUUACAUGGACAGGAUCAACGGGCUGGACCACCUGCCUCACUGGAAGGACAGGCCAUGCAAUGAUAUUCGUGCAUCCGAAGGUUCUUUCUUUCCUCCUCGCUCCGUGACGAAGGCCGAUAUGAUCCACAUCUACGAUAAAGACCUGUGCAGGAUACUGCCUCUGAAAUACAAAGAGGACGUUUAUAAGGAUGGUAUAAAAGCAGGCCUAUACACGCCACCACCUUCGACCUUCGAAAGCGCGGACAUCAACCCGGAUAACAAGUGUUACUACCCCGGGGAAAAAUGUCCUCCGCGGGGACUGCAAAAUAUUAGCCCCUGUCAAUACAAUGCUCCAGUGUACCUAUCGUUCCCGCACUUCUUCGACGCUGACCCCUCCCUGCUGCAGCCCUUCGAAGGGCUCAAGCCCAACAAGAAGAAGCACGAGACUUACUUCAUGAUACAACCGAAAAUUGGAGUACCCCUAGAAGGCUUCGUGCGCGUGCAGCUAAACAUGAAGGUGGACCGAGCUCCCAACAUCCCCAUCAACAACAUCAACAAGUUCCCAGACAUCAUCUUCCCAGUCAUGUGGCUGGAGGAAGGUAUCCACGAGCUCUCAACCCCAAUCUGGCGUUGGAUCUUCCUCGCCACAACCGUCGGUCCAAUCGUAGCCCCCAUCCUAACCUACUCCCUCAUCCUAGCCGGCUUCGCAGCCCUCACCAUAGUAUUCAUUAAGACAUACAAGAGCUUGGUCAUUGGGCAAAAUUCUAUAGAAAUUGUCGAACUAGGGAGACAAACUUUACGACGCGGUUCCACGCUGAUCAUCAACGGCUCCAACAAGAUUUUACCAAACAGAGAUUCAACUUACGCUCCGCUCAAUCAGAAUGAUGAGAAAGUUCAGGAGUUGGGACAGGUCAGGAGUGAAUGCUCAGAGUUAAAGAAUGUUUUGAAGAGUGAGUUUGUGAGGUCUAGUUUUAGUGAUGCCGAACGGGAGUCGUUGAUAAGGUCUGAUAAUACGUUUAUUUUGUCAGAGCAUAGGUUUAAUUAGGUGCCAGGGUUUAGGUGUCUGUCCCCCUGUGGUCUUGUGAUUUUUUGCGCUUGUCAGGGUCUUUUUGAGAUUUGUUAUUCUUCUUUUAUAGUUGUUGCCAGUUUUUUGCCCUUCAAGGAUAUCUGAUGUGUGGGAUAAUUGUUUUUGAAAGUUUAAUAUUUUCUUACUGAGGGUAAGCGAUUAAAAAAAUAAAAAUUGAGGGAGUAAACUAGGGUUUGGGAUAACAGACAGUUAUUUCGAUAUAUUACCUAAAAAAAUACUGGUUUUACAAAUUGUAAUUGACAUUAAUUACUUCUAAAAUAAAUAAACCUAUUUUUACGUCAAAUAUUAGACGAAAUUGAAUUAACUAUUUCACUAUAAAUGCAUUUUAAGUUUUACAGUUAUUUGAUUCAAACCAAGAUUUUAUGUAUUUCUAUUUUUUGACAAUUGACAGAUGUCUAAAGAAUUCUGUCAAAUUAAAAUGACUCUGACAAUGUAAGGCAAAUAAUUAUUCAGUACUUGAUGGUACAAUAUUUUAAAUCGCUUCAUAGGGGGACGGUUUUCAAACGAAAUGGGUAUAAGAGGUCUAAUAUUAUAAAAAAUAAAGAAAUUUCUGAGUUUUGUGUAAACAUCAUUACUGAAAACUUUGUUUCAAAA
Messenger RNA from Trichoplusia ni (cabbage looper), 2768 nucleotides. RefSeq names its product scavenger receptor class B member 1 (gene dsb). Gene Ontology annotation, molecular function: scavenger receptor activity. The record is from RefSeq and is a predicted model, not a curated record. NCBI's taxonomy places the organism in Eukaryota, Metazoa, Arthropoda, Insecta, Lepidoptera, Noctuidae. Bases 315 to 2132 code for a protein of 605 amino acids. Gene Ontology annotation, cellular component: cytoplasm; membrane. The transcript is spliced from 12 exons.